This is a messenger RNA of Apis florea (little honeybee), 904 nucleotides long. Its product is annotated as mitochondrial inner membrane subdomain organizer. The record is from RefSeq and is a predicted model, not a curated record. NCBI's taxonomy places the organism in Eukaryota, Metazoa, Arthropoda, Insecta, Hymenoptera, Apidae.
AAUAAGAAAACAGUAAUGCCAGAAAAAAAAUUAAAUAUUUUAGAAAAAUUUAUAAUUUUUAGUGAAACAAAUACUAAGAUAAUAAAGAUUUUCAGUUAUGGAAUCACUAGUAUAAGCUUAGCAAUUGCACUAUAUCAAAUUAAACCUUUUGUUAAAUUUAGAAAACCAUCCAGUAUACCAUCUCGUUUUUUACACAAAAAAAUUCAACUUCAAGGUACUGUGACACAUAUAGAACCCAAUUAUGGUACACUUCUAAUGGUUGAUCAUAAGCCAUUAAUACCUUUGCCUCGAUUAAGUAAUCCAAAAUAUUUACCAAUUAAAAUAGCAGGUCUUGAUAUAACAGUUAAUGGUAUCAGUUGGUUACAAACAAUUGUUAAUAGAAAAGAUAUAAAUUUCAUACCUUUAGCUACAGAAAAAAAUUAUGUAGUUUGCAUAGUAUCCAUGCAACAAAAUAAGGAACAUAUAGAAAUUGGUAAAGAAUUAACAAAACUUGGUUUUGCUAUAAUAACAGAAGAUUCUUUAAAAAAAUUGAUAAAAGAUAAAGAUAUCUUAAAUUAUUACAAAUGUUUGUUAAAUGCACAAAAAUGGGCACAACAAAAAAGAAAUGGACACUGGCAUUUUGUUAAAAAUGCUACUCUUUUAUGGAAAAUCCAACAAAAUUUAAGUAAUAAAUUGAAGUCAAUAUUGCCUAUGUUUGUAGUAUAACAACUUAAUAUUUAAAUACAAUUAAUUAUAAAUUUAUCCUUAAUUAUUUUAUUAAAUUUUAAUCUGAAUGAAACAUAUUUUUUCAAUAUAAUAAAUAUGUUCAAAGUCUUACAUAUAGCAAUCAUAAAUAUGUACUUAAAGAUUUCGAAUUUUGUUUGUUCUUAUAAAUUAGUUGAAUAAAAGACAAUAUUUAAAAAAG